This is a messenger RNA of Nicrophorus vespilloides, 2808 nucleotides long. Its product is annotated as protein FAN-like. The coding region runs from base 128 to 2779 and encodes 883 amino acids. The transcript has 11 exons. The record is from RefSeq and is a predicted model, not a curated record. Gene Ontology annotation, molecular function: protein binding. Lineage: Eukaryota; Metazoa; Arthropoda; Insecta; Coleoptera; Silphidae.
AGGUUAGCGUCGCAAUGUUUAUUCAUAACAUAACAAUAUAUAAUCGGAAUCAAUUGGUGGCAAUUUGUUCUUCGCACAAGUCAACAAAUGACGCACAUAUCGUUAUUAAUUUGUAUUACAUUUAAUCAUGGAUAAAGGAAGGUUCUCCUUAUUACUCUUGGAUCCUCGCGAAAUUUAUUUCGAAGAUUUUAGUGCUGUACUUAUUACUACUGAUGUAACAAUUAAAACUUUUGAUUUUAAGAAGGUAGAAGGCAGAUUAAAGCUAUGUUCAAAAUCAUUGGUUUUUGAUCCGAAAGACAAUGUGAAGCCUUUGAUUAAAAUACCAUUUAAAGAAUGUUAUUUGAUUGAAGAAUGGAAAGGCAGCAAUAAGUUUAUUAAUAAUGAUAAUGUGAUUCGUAUUGAAACAAAACAAUACAUUGAGAUGUUAGAGAGAAAUAUUAUUGCACCAUACAAGUUUUGUGAUAAUGGAAAGUUUAUUAUCUCUCUUACAUAUGCCAAUAGUAUUUAUUGUUUAAGACAGAUUUGCCAAUUGAAGAGGGCUACAACUUUAAAUGCAAGUGAACAAGAUGAUAUGAUUGCAACCAUUGUACAUUCAAGACAUUCAAGAAUAAGUUUUGAUCCAUUGUGGUUGGAUCUAUAUGAAGAAGUUAUAUUGGAAACACAUGCAAAUAAGAUUACACCAUUGGUAAUUAAUCCAGGAAGAGUGGUAUUAUCAACUUCUAGACUCUAUUUUCAACCAUAUAAUAAUAUAGAAACAUAUCCCAUUAUUAAAAUCAAACUGUGCUGUAUUCAGCGCAUUUUCAAAAGGAGGUUUUUGUUGCAACACACAGGUUUAGAAAUGUAUUAUAUUUCCAGUGAUGAUAACAAAGAGAGGCAUAUCUAUUUAAAGUUGUUAAAUGAAGAAGAACGUGAUAAAUUGCACACGCAUUUAAUACAGCAUCCCGAACUUAAAUUGAACAACAGAGACCAAGAUGUGAUGACUUUGCAGUGGCAGAAUGGUGUCAUAAGUAAUUACGAGUAUCUGCAAUACAUAAAUAGUCUAGGAGAUAGGAGUAAGAAUGAUUUAACUCAAUAUCCGGUGUUUCCUUGGAUUAUUUUUGAUUAUAAAUCUCCGACAAUUGAUUUAUCUGAUGUUUCCAUUUAUCGAGAUCUAACGAAACCGAUUGGUGCCUUAAAUGAUGAUCGCUUACGCAGACUGAUGGAACGCUACGAAGAAAUGUCGGAGCCGAAGUUUAUUUACGGCUCGCAUUAUUCCACUCCUGGUUUUGUUUUAUUUUAUUUGGUUCGUCUGUACCCCCAAUACAUGUUGUGUUUGCAAAACGGACGAUUCGAUCAUCCAGAUCGUAUGUUUAAUUCGUGUGCUGAUUUAUGCAAGAACUCGUUAAAUGAUAUGUCCGAUUUUAAAGAAUUAAUACCGGAUUUUUAUGAUGUGGAACAAGGGGGCAGCUUUUUAGUAAAUAAUUUAGGUAUUAACUUUGGAUACAGACAUAAUGGCGUUAAAGUUAGUGACGUGGUCUUACCGCCGUGGGCGGAGAGCCCUAUGCAUUUUGUUCAGACCCUUAGAGAUGCUUUGGAAUCUGAUAUUGUUUCACAAAACUUACAUUGUUGGAUUGAUCUGAUAUUUGGUUACAAACAAAGGGGUGAAGAGGCUCUAAAAUCUAAAAAUUUAUAUUAUCAUUUGUGCUAUGAGGGCAGUGUAGAUCUGGAUUCAAUAACUGAUUUCACAGAAAGGCACACAUAUGAAGUGCAGAUUAUGGAAUUUGGCCAAAUACCUCGACAAGUAUUUAAAUUGCCGCAUCCAAAGAGAAAAGUAGGCUGCUCGCUAUUAAUUGAACCAACGCAAGUAAAUUCAGACUCUGUUGAAGAUAAAUGGAAAUGUUUAAGUUCGUUGACAUUGAAAACAACGUACUCCACGCACAAAGACAAAGUAAGUUGCGUUUUCUUUAGCGAAGAUUCGGAACGUAUAAUAUCCGUUGGUCAUGACUCCAAAUUGAAAGUAUUCUCUGUAGGACAAGAGAGACAAAUUAGAAGUGCUAGUAUUGGAAGCAUGCCUUUGAGUUGUUGCGUGAAAUUACCUUACAAUAAUAUUUUAGUUAUUGGUAGUUUUGGAAAUGAAAUUAUCUUAUAUGAUUUGGAUUUCGGGAGAGUAACUCAGACUGUAACUGCACACGAUGAUGCUAUUACAUGCGUUGCUUGGGGGACCAAAUCGAAUUUGUUAUGUUCUGGUAGCGGCGAUUGCACUGUUGGAGUUUGGCGAAGUGCUAACAGAGAAGGCAUUAAAAAAGUAAUUUAUCCUCCGCACCAUUUUGACCAUAAUUCGCACGUGACCUCCCUUUGUUUGGACAGAGACAAUAAAUAUUUAGCUGUCGGCACAGAGGAUGGGGAAAUCUACGUAUGGAAUAUGCAAGAUUAUAGAUUGGAAAAAAAGUAUUUGGCUCAUUCAAAAAAAGUUACAUCUAUUUCCUUCACAGAUGAUAGCUUGAAAAUAAUCUCCUGCAGUCUCGACAAAACAUUUCAAGUCUCGGAUAUGAACACCGGUAUGUCUAUGUAUAGGAAAAUAUUAGCAUCUCCGUUGCAUUGCUUAAAAUUGGACGAUUAUCUUUUACUGAUUGGCUCGGAAAGCGGAGAUUUGUACAUCUGGGAUAUAGUAGAAGUGAAAUUGUUAUUGCAAAUGCAUGCUCAUCAAGGUUCUAUAUUAUCCUUGGAUAUUGCAGCAGAUAGGAAAUAUCUUAUUACGUCAGGGGAGGAUCAGUUAAUUAAAACCUGGGUGCCUUUAUAACCAAUAGCUUACAUUUUUAUUUUACUGUU